Symbiodinium pilosum is the source of this 4962-nucleotide messenger RNA. NCBI's taxonomy places the organism in Eukaryota, Dinophyceae, Suessiales, Symbiodiniaceae. The record is from the annotation of a GenBank genome assembly.
AUGCUGUACUACCUCUUUACAUAUCUCGAUCAAACUUAUGACCUGCCUGGUGCCGGAGUAUUCCAGUUCAUCACCUUCCGGGCGGCCAUGUCCAUUAUAUUCUCCCUCAUCAUCUGUAUGGUAUUUGGUAAAUCCAUCAUUCGCUAUUUGCACGCCAAACAGGUAGGUGAGACCAUUCGUGACCUUGGAUUAGAAGGUCAGGCGCAGAAAGCCGGAACCCCCACCAUGGGAGGUUUGAUGAUCCUUUCCGGGAUAUUGAUACCGGUAUUGCUUUUCGCCAAGCUGGAAAAUAUUUACAUCAUCCUUCUGAUCAUCACCACCAUCUGGACAGGAAUGAUCGGUUUUGUAGACGAUUACAUCAAAGUGUUUAAAAAGAAUAAGGAAGGUCUGGCCGGAAAAUUCAAAAUAGCCGGGCAAGUGGGUUUAGGGGUUAUCGUAGGCACCAUCCUGUAUUUCCACCCUGAUGUAACCAUAAAAGAACGCAUUACCAAUGAAGCACAACUGGAAGAGAUGCAGGUGGAACGCAACGCUCGUUUACCCAUAUACGGUGAAGCUGAAAAGUCUACCACUACCACCAUACCCUUCUUCAAGAACAAUGAGUUUGAUUACUCCAUGUUAUUGAAAUGGAUAGGCCCUGAUUACCGGGACUGGGCGUGGGUCAUCUUUAUCCCCUUUGUUAUCUUUAUUAUAACCGCAGUAUCCAACGGAGCCAAUCUCACGGAUGGCAUCGAUGGUUUAGCCACUGGCACUUCAGCUAUUAUCGGCAUUACACUGGGCAUAUUUGCUUACGUAUCCGGUAGUAUCAUUUUCGCAGACUACCUCAACAUUAUGUACAUCCCCAACACCGGUGAACUGGUGGUGUUUAUUGCCGCUUUUGUGGGGGCUUGUGUGGGUUUCCUGUGGUACAACGCCUACCCCGCCCAGGUUUUUAUGGGCGACACCGGGAGUCUCAGCCUUGGAGGUAUAAUAGCGGUGUUUGCCAUUGCCAUUCGCAAAGAACUGCUCAUCCCCAUUGUAUGUGGUGUAUUUGUAGUGGAGAAUCUUUCUGUGAUCAUGCAGGUGAGUUAUUUCAAGUACACCAAAAAGAAAUUCGGGCAAGGCAGGCGCAUUUUCAAAAUGUCACCCCUGCACCACCACUACCAGAAGCUGGGUUUUAACGAGAGUAAGAUUGUGACCCGUGGUGGCGAAAGCGGCUAUGGUGCUGCUUUGCUGGCUAAGCGAAAUGGAUACUCUGUUUUCCUGUCGGAUGGUGGUGCUUUAAAAGACAAAUACAAACACCGCCUGCAAGAGGAAGCCAUUGAUUUUGAGGAAGGCGGUCAUACUGACGAUCACAUCUUCAAAGCCGGCCUGGUGAUCAAAAGCCCUGGUAUUCCGGAAAAGGCGACCAUAGUAAAAAGCCUGCGCAGCAAGAAUAUUCCUAUUAUAUCAGAAGUGGAAUGGGCUUACCGCUUUUGUAAGGGUAAAGUGGUAGCCAUUACCGGCAGUAAUGGAAAAACCACCACCACCAUGCUUACCAAUCAUAUCCUGAAAAAGGCUAAGCUGGAUGUAGCCAUGGUAGGUAAUAUUGGCGACAGUUUUGCCGCUUCCGUUGCGGAAAAAGAUCACGAUUACUACGUACUUGAAGUGAGUAGCUUCCAGCUGGAUGACAUCACCUCCUUUAAACCGCACAUUGCCAUAUUGACCAACAUCACGCCUGAUCAUCUGGAUCGCUAUGAGUACAAAAUGGAAAACUACGCCCAAAGCAAGUUUGCCAUUGGCCGCUACCAGGGGAAGGACGAUUACUUCAUAUACAAUACCGAUGGCAAACACAACGCCUACAACAGUAUGGCUGCCGGUCUGGCCGGAAAACUACUGGGCAUUCGCAAGGAAGUGAUCCGUGAAAGCCUGGGUCAUACGGUAUCAAACGCUACCCGGUGGAUCCGUAUCCCUUUCCUGGGCUGGACCUUUCAAACUUCGGCCUUUGCCAGCGUAGUACUGAUGAUCUACAUCUCGCGCUACCUCGCCAAAACCGCUUCGGAAAAGAUCAAAAGUUUCAAGCAAUCUUUUGUGCCUUUGCUUCUACCCAUUUUUGCGGUUUGCGCGCUCAUACUUCCGUCCAACUUUAGUACCGCUGCCCUGGUCUUUGGCAUCAGCAUGGUGGUUCUUUUUAUCGGUGGGUAUCCCAUUAAAAACCUCCUUUACAUUGUUGGUGGCGGAAUUGCUGCCCUCGGACUUUUCAUACUGCUUACCCUGGCCUUCCCCGGUAUGGAUAACCGGGUAGCUACCUGGCAAAAACGGAUCGAGAAUUACAGCAGUGGCGAUAAAAACGAAAAUUACCAGGUGCACAAAGCCAAAAUGGCCAUUGCAGAAGGCGUACUGGUCGUUUUCUUUUACGUCCUUUUUAUGAUACGCAUCCUCAUUAUCGCCACAAAAGAAACCUAUGCCAUAGCAGACGCUGUGAUCAGCCGGGCCGGAGCCGGCACACUCUCAGAACUGGCAGUCCUUCAGAAAGCGACAUUACUGAUCCCUUCACCCAAUGUGGCAGAAGAUCAUCAAACUAAAAACGCCAUGGCGCUGGUAGAAAAAGAGGCCGCGCUAAUAUUUCGCGAAACGGAUCCCGAAAAAGAAUUUCGGAAGAAGUUGAAGCAACUCAUGGAUGACAGUAUGGCCAUUCAUUACGAAGAUGAUACGGAACAAAUCCCACAGAUUUUCCGGAAGAAGGCCAAAACCACCGUUAUUUACACCCCUGCAAUUCCCGAAGAACAUACCGAGCUGCAAUUUUUCCGUAAAAAGGACUUUGCCCUGAUCAAACGGGCAGGCGGCUAUCACUUUGUAAAUCAGGAAGAGGUAGAGGCCUGGAUACUGGAUGAAUACCCCUUUUUUGACAGAGCAGCUUUUUACAUUGAUGAACAGGGUGACAGUAUGGCCCUUUCACCACGCUUCUCAGUAAAGGUUCCACUGGUUACCGGAACCACCAAGAUCGUUGCCAUGAUUGGCCGUAAGAAUGAGUACGGCAAAUUGGAGAUCCAGGGUAUGGGAAAAGCUAAAUCACUGGGUGUACACCGGGGCGUGGUCACCAACAUUACUCAAACCAUAGAGAGUAUUAAGCUGGCUAUUGAAGAAGCCGAAAAUGAGUCAGGCCUCUCCAUUAAGAGCGUGGUGGUGGGUAUUGCCGGUCAGCAUAUCCGAAGCUUACAACAUAGUGAUUAUAUCAUCCGUCAGAAUUCGGACGAUGUGAUUGAGGAUAAAGACAUUGACAACCUCAUCCAGAACGUACACAACCUGGUGAUGCUGCCUGGUGAGGAGAUCAUCCAUGUGCUCCCACAGGAAUAUAAAGUAGAAGAAAAAGAAGCCGGUGUGGUAUUGGUGGAUAUUGGUGGCGGAACCACGGAUGUAGCCAUCUUUAAGGUAUACCUGGAAAUUAAGAAUUAUGGCUACGAUGAAAAUAAGAAGAAAUUAAUUGCCGGGAUUGUGCUUACCGGUGGCGGCAGUCAGCUGAAGCAUAUUAAGCAGUUGGUAGAGUUUGUAACCGGUAUGGAUACUCGAAUUGGAUUUCCCAACGAGCAUUUGGCCAGUGAGAGCGAUGAUGAAUUCAGUUCACCGGUUUACGCUACCGCAGUGGGGCUGGUACUGAAAGGGGUCAAUAAGAAUCAUACCGAUGAAAUAGCUGUGAUUGACCCUAACAACGCCAACCCUCAAACCUACAAACAGGAAAAGAACCCCGAACCGCAGCCUCCUGAAAACGAGGUACAGAAACCGGAGGAUGAUAUUACCGAACAGACUAGUGACAACUCUGAAGACAACGAACCGGAAGAGAUCACGAUUGAUGAAAUCGGUGAAAUCAAUGACCAUAUUCAGAUAGAAGCCGGAGGCAGUGCCAAUAUUAUUAUGGGUAUUGGUGAAGAUGAAUCUUUAGGAAAAGACAUAGCCGUAACCAUUGUGGCCACGGGAUUUGCCGCAGAUCAGCAAGUGCAGGUCAUUGGUGGUGAGCCUCAAAAGGUAGUGCAUACCCUGGAGGAUGAACAGGCCGUAAGCACCUCUGUAUACAACAAGCCCAUUCAGCAUGAUACAGAUGAUGAAGAUGAUAUCAUCAGCUCUGAACUGGCAAAAAGUGCAAAAGAAGAAAAUAAAAAAAAGGAACAGGUAAAUCUCUUUGAUUUUGAAACUGAAGACCCCUUUGAAGCUGAGAUUUAUCCCGAUAAGCCCCAGGAAGACCUUCAUGCCUCAGAUGUUGAAGAAGAGAUAAUGCUGGAAGAAACCACCCGUUUUGAGUUGGAGGAAGAUAUUCCCACUGAAGCAGAGUCAGCUGCCCCUGAAGCAGAAACCCCGCAAGAGGAAACUGCAGAAGAGAUGGAACCGGUUUUCUCUAUUGGUGAUACAGAGGAAGAAAAGGCUCCUGAAGCAGAGUUUGAAAUGGAAGAACCGGAAGAGGAAAUCAUACCUCAGCAGCCCGAGGCUGAAACCAAAACAGAAGAGCCCGUUUCUAAAAAGCAACCGCAGCAACAGCCUGAAGAAACCAUUCGCUAUUCAUUGGAAGACUACCUCCACCUGGAGCAACAUCUGAAAUCUGCGGGAAGCAAACGUGAAGAGGAAAAGCCAAAAGCCGAUAAACCCAAACCGGAAGAGGUUGAGGAUGAGGACCUGCGUUUUGAAAUAAAACAAGUUUCAGCCUCAUCAAAACAAGAUCACAACCCAAGGCCAUCCGGCAAUGUCUCGCCUGUAGACAGCCCGAUUGAGGAAGGCAUGCGCCUUAAAGCAGACGAGCGAAGAGCUAAGCUAAAAGCUUUCAACUAUCGGUUUAAGAAUCAUCCUUUUUCUGUUGACGACACCGACAAUGAACCCGCCUACAAGAGGCAGGGCGUAAAUAUUGAAAAUGAAAAAUACAGUAAAGAAGGACGCAUAAGCCGGUUUAGUAUUGAUGAUAGUGAGGACGGCAGCCAGAUCAAGACCAACAACAGCUUUUUACAUGAUAACGUAGAUUAA